Messenger RNA from Trichoderma citrinoviride, 3510 nucleotides. RefSeq names its product DUF221-domain-containing protein. The annotation marks the transcript as partial. The record is from RefSeq and is a predicted model, not a curated record. Gene Ontology annotation, cellular component: plasma membrane. Gene Ontology annotation, molecular function: calcium-activated cation channel activity. NCBI's taxonomy places the organism in Eukaryota, Fungi, Ascomycota, Sordariomycetes, Hypocreales, Hypocreaceae. The transcript has 7 exons.
AUCACGUACAAUGACCGAGAAGUCAUCAACAAGUGCGGGUUGGACGCCUACUUCUUUCUCCGAUAUCUGAAAACGCUCCUCAUCAUCUUCAUUCCCAUCUGCGCGAUUGUAAUGCCCAUCCUCAUCCCCAUCAACUACGUUGGAGGUCGCGGUAAAAAUAUCGAUUUCCGCAACAGCACCGAUGCGGAUUCGAGCAGCAACAGCAGCAACAGCACCGACAGCAGCGAUCCCGCCUUUGUGCCCACGGGUCUGGACACCCUGGCCUGGGGCAAUGUCAAGGCGACGGAGACAAGCCGCUACGCUGCACACCUGCUGAUGGCGCUCCUCGUCAUCAUCUGGGUCUGCAGUGUCUUCUUCUUCGAGAUGCGUGCUUACAUCAAAGUCCGCCAAGACUAUCUGACCAGCGCAGAGCACCGACUUAGGGCCUCCGCCACGACGGUGCUGGUCAACUCUAUCCCCUCCAAGUGGCUCAGCGAGGACGCGCUGUCCGGCCUGUUCGACGUUUUCCCUGGCGGGAUCCGGAAUAUCUGGAUCAACCGGGACCUGACGAGUCUCCUGGACAAGGUCAAUCUCCGAACUGAGAUCCACGCACAGCUCGAAGCCGCCGAGACUGAACUCAUCCGGGCGGCCAAGAAAGUUCAGCUGAAGAGGCGAAAUGCCGAGGAAAAGAAACAGCGCAAAGGAUUGUCAAAGAAAGAAAAGGCUACUCGUCAAGCCGAAGAGGAUGCGGAGGCCAAGCGCAUGGCCAACAGCGGCGAAGGCACUAACGAUGGCAAGCAGCACCACGUCCCUCACACAGUUGACGAGAGCGUUCGAGAGUCGCGAAUCGAGGAUAAGCACAAGCGAAAGUUGCGCAAGCUCACCAAUGUUCGAGAGGAAGAUAACGAAUCCUCUUCCAGUUCCUCAGACUCGGACGACGAUGACCGGAAAUCUCAAGCGUCCGACGGUAGCAGCGUUGCGGUACUCAAGAAUAUCAAAGGCGCGUUCAACAAGGCUGGCGACCAGAUGGACGAGUUUGGGACAAACAAUGGCUUCAUCAGCCUGGCUCGCAAACAGACUAUGCCUGGAGAAGACGAAGGCCCUCAGCCCCACGGCUAUCCUUCAUUUGCGGCCCAUCGCGCGCAGACACAUUCGCGGGGACCGUCUUCGGUCUCGGCUGGAUCUACCAAAGCUAUCCGGGGGAACAACCCAGCUACGGUGGAGGGAAACACGGUCCGGAAGCUCGAGAACAUCAACGACAUGUACAACAUGGAAGAACCCAAGUUUUGGCAGUUCUGGAAGACGCCCGCCGGCGGCUACGCCUCUCCAGUCCCUCAGCAGAACGAGGGUGACGACUACAUAGGCAAGCAGGGUACCGAAGAGAAAACGUGGUGGCAAAAUUUCAAAGGGGUUCUGCCCUUUACGAGCGAAAAGGCCAAAGAGACGGGCGACUACCCCGCUGUCUACUUCAAUGAGGACUACAAGGUGGAAGAGGAAGAGACCGAGGCCGAAUGGGCCAAGUAUCUCAAAAAGAAGGAUCGUCCUACCCACCGUCUACCCCCAUGGGGAAUCUCAUGGCUGCCUGGUCUCCCGUUGAUUAGCCAAAAGGUUGAUACCAUCUACUGGUGCAGAACUGAGCUGGCCCGACUAAAUAUGGAGAUCGAGGAAGACCAGAAGCACCCCGAGCGGUUCCCCCUGAUGAACUCGGCGUUUAUCCAAUUCAACCACCAGGUGGCCGCUCACAUGGCGUGCCAGAGCAUCAUCCACCACGUCCCCCGGCAAAUGGCGCCACGUGUGAAUGAGAUCUCGCCCCGGGACGUCAUUUGGAGCAACAUGGCUCUCUCGUGGUGGCAGGAGUGGGUGCGCACCGGCGCGGUUACUCUCAUGGUGCUGGCCAUGAUUUUCCUGUGGGCUAUUCCCGUUGCUUGGACGGCCGCCUUGGGUCAGCUGGAUCAGCUUAUCCAGCAGACGUCUUGGCUCGGGUUCCUGAGGGACAACAAGGCCCUCGAGAAUGCGGCCAAGGGUGUUGCAGGUGUUCUUCCCGCCGCUGUCCUCGCUCUGCUCCUCUUCCUUGUGCCAAGGAUAUUGAGUUUCCUGGGCGAGAUCAAGGGCGCCAAGACGGGAGCCCAAAAGUCGGAGUUUGUGCAAAUCUUUUACUUUGCCUUUCUCUUCGUCCAAGUUUUCCUCAUUGUGUCGAUUGCCUCGUUCUUUGCCGCAUCCAUCGACAAGCUGGUGGACAACAUUACUGAGCUCGACUCGGUCAAGGCCGCGGCCAACUACUUCUUCUCCUACAUGAUUCUUCAGGCCAUGUCUACCAGUUCCGGUACUCUGCUCCAGGUCGGAGCCCUCUUUGUCUGCAAGUGGGCUCGUAACACGAAUCUGAACGACGUCAACUGGGGAAGCUUCUUUCCCGUCUACACCAACUUUGCUUGCAUUGCCAUCAUUUACAGCGUUGUUGCGCCGCUCAUUUCCAUCUUUGCCCGAUACUCCAUGCUCUACGUUACUCGAUUCGAGGUCGACACCGGCGGUGUUCUGUACCCUCGAGCGCUCAACCAGACGUUCACGGGCAUAUACGUCAUGGAGCUGUGUUUGGCCGGAUUGUUCUUCAUUGUGGUUGAUGAAUCGGGCACUCACACUUGCACGCCACACGGUAUCGUCAUGAUCAUCCUCCUGAACAAUUCAUUUUCGCCUCUUUUCCGAUAUUUGCCCAUUACAUUUGAAGACGAGGCUGUGUUACGCGACGAAGCGUUCCAGCGGGCUCAAGAUCGCCGCUUUGGACUGAUCGCUGAUUCCGAUAACGAAGACAACGAGGGCACUGACGAGGCCGGAAGGGAACGGGGCGCGGCCGAAAAACCUUCCACUUCGAUGGAUAGCAGAGAUGAUAUUGAGCUGAGCAACAUCCAGCCCGAAAAGUCAAAGGGAGGUGUUGCGCGCAUCGCGAACCCGGUGAAGAAGAUGGGAUCCUGGGCCAAGGGAGGCGGAAAGCAACUCCGAAAGCUGGCCUUGAUGGAUAACGACUCUCGGGCUGCCGAGUACCGACGGAAACAGCGAAGCAAGGAUCUCGAAGCACAGCGCGCCAUUGGAGAGGCUCUGUACGGAGGAAUUCACGACGAAAUCGAGGACCUUACCCCUGAGGAGAGGGACGUCCUGGUUCGCCAUGCCUUCUUGCACUCUGCCCUGCGAGCGCGCCGGCCCAUUGUCUGGAUUCCCCGAGAUGAUUUGGGCAUCAGUGACGACGAAGUGCGCCGAACCAGAAGCUAUAGUGAGCACAUCUGGAUCAGCAACGAGGGCACUGCGCUGGACAGCAAAGUGCGCGUGAUUGACCUGAUCAACUUGUGAUGGAAUGGACUUAUGGAUAGCGUGGCGUUUAUUGACUUGAUGACUUUCACAUGCAAAACAAGAAGAAACGAAAAAAGAAGCAAGACAAAGAGACAGAGAAAGAGACAAGGGAAUCAUUUUUGCAUGGCGUUGACGGGAUUCGGUACCCUACCGAACGCAGAGAAGGCGAUUACAAUGGUCAUAGAUAGAUUU